Molecule: messenger RNA, 1191 nt
Organism: Quercus lobata
Lineage: Eukaryota; Viridiplantae; Streptophyta; Magnoliopsida; Fagales; Fagaceae
Exons: 2
Coding region: 1-1191 (396 amino acids)
Molecular function (GO): nucleic acid binding; RNA-DNA hybrid ribonuclease activity
Source: RefSeq, a predicted model, not a curated record
AUGAACAAGCCUGAAGCGGCAGGAAGAAUGGUGCAGUGGGCAAUCGAGCUCAGCCAGUUCGACAUAAAAUAUCGUCCAAGGAUGGCGAUAAAAGCACAGGCACUGGCCGAUUUUAUAGUAGAAUUCACCAUCCCUAGGAACGUAGAGAAUAUCUGGACGGUAAAUACUGACGGAUUGUCCACUCAAAGGGGAGGCGGAGCAGGCAUCGUCAUCACUUCCCUUGAAAAAAAUGUCCUCAAGUAUGGAGUCCAGCUUAAAUUCCCUGUAACCAAUAACGAAGCAGAAUACGAGGCCUUAUUGACAGGAUUGAGAGUAGCCCGGGCACUAGGAGCUGAGAAUGUUGUACUCAAAAGCGAUUCCCAACUCGUCAUUGGGCAAGUAAGAGGGGAGUACGAAGCAAACGAGGCUAGGAUGCAGAAAUACCUCAAAUUGACGAACCAAUUGAUAAGCUCCUUUAAUUACGUAGAGUUCGUCCAGAUCCCCAGGGAUCAGAACGCAGAAGCUGAUGAGGUGGCCCGAAAUGCCUCAACGGAUAGCGAAAGUAAAAGGUUCGAUUGGAAGACGGAAGAACAAAACUAUCCUAGCAUCCAGAAACUUCAAACUUUCUCCGUCCACACUGACAAUGGUUGGACGAGCCCGAUAUUCACAUUCCUUGAAGAAGGACGACUACCGCCAGAUCUAGAAGAAGCUAAAAAGGUAUGGAAACGAGCAGCCAGAUUUACAAUACUUAAUGACGAGCUCUACAAAAGGGGCUACUCCCAACUGUAUUUGAGAUGUGUGGAAAAUGAGGAAGCCAGAUACAUCCUUGAAGAAGUACAUGGGGGAAUCUGCGGAGAUCACACGGGGGCAAAGUCCCUCGUCAGGAAGAUCAUGAGAGCAGGCUACUUUUGGCCAACAAUGCAACAAGACGCAGCUGAUUUCGUGAAGACGUGUGAUAGUUGCCAAAGAUAUGGGAAUGUUCAAAGAAUCCCCGGGGAAAAGAUGACCACAAUAUCGUCUCCCUGGUCAUUUGCACAGUGGGGGAUCGACAUCAUGGGUCCCUUACCUCCAGGAAAGAGACAAGUGAAGUUCCUACUCGUCGCCAUCGACUACUUCACAAAAUGGGUGGAGACAGAAGCUUUGGCAACAAUCACCGAAGCAAAGGUUCAGGAUACCAAGGAUGAUCAUAUCAGACAACGGUUGUCAGUUUGA